AUGAUUUUUGUCGUUGACCUGCGCGAUGACGAAAAUAGGUCGCACCGCUCUGUUAAAUGUAAAUUCGAAGCUCAGGCUACAGUCAAGUGCCUCCGGGAUGUAAUUCUCUCUAGAUUUGUUAUUGCGUUAGAUUUUCAAGAGAUAUUCGAUAGCAGCGAUCGUCGCAUCGACUGGUUAAUAGGUCCAUUGGAAAAUACAGGGCUUCGAGACGGUGAUAUUUUGAUUCUGAAACAUGCAGAACUUCUAUGCUGGACACUGUACAAGGACUGUGUUGAUAUCGUGUUGAAGCAGCGCUGGGACAAAGCUGAAAAAGCAAAUGAAGCUGUCGAACUUCACGAACGUUUGACCAUAAGCGGAUUCUUCGAUGUCUACGUCGAAUUCAACAACUUUGUAAUCCAGAAUCACACUAAAGUCGCUGCUUGGACGGAUGGUGACGUGGGUUUGAUUCGCAAAGCGACGGAGCAGUACUUCCGCAAUCUCCAGGAUCAGAACAGGGGAAACGAAGAUUCCAAAUUCGUUUGUUAUUUCGAAGAACGAGACGCGGACUUAGAAGGCUGUUCAACCAGCACCCUUGCGUUUGUCCAGAUUCAUGGAGAAGAUUCGGUUUCGAAGUACAACGUUAAAUUCCACCAUUAUGGCCCAAAAGGCGGGCGCUUAGGCCAGAGGCCGUACGUCGCCGAAUUCUAUUGCUAUAAAUUAUUAGCAUUAAUCGGUGUCGGCCCCAAAUCUCAUAUUAUUCCUCCUAGCAUGGCGACUGGAACUGAAACAAGCCCAUACAUUGCUACUAAAUGGAACGACAGUUUUGAGCUCCUUGAAAACCUUACUGAUGAGAACAGUCUUUGCGUGGAUGUCGUUGUUCAAUUGGUUAUGCUCAGGGUGCUCCUAUACAUUUCUGAUCUACAUGAGCGGAACUGCGGAAGGUGGAAAGGGACGGAGCACGCCGCAAUUGUUGAUUUUGCCCCGAGAGACAAUGUCAUGAUUUAUACAAAUAUCAAAAACGAACUGGCCAGAACUUUUCCAGACGGCAGAUGGAGAAAACAAUAUUAUGCUGUGAAAAAUCAACACGACGAUAACUCCUGGUUGAAGAUCGCAAAGGUGUAUUUUGAUAAAUGGGAUCUCUCAAACAAGAUUGAAUUGGCUCGUGAAGAACUUUAUCCAACUGAAGACCUCCUUAAAGGGCUAGAAAUUGGCGUCAAGAAAUGGCAAUGCCAGGAUAGUCCCACCGAAGAACUGAACGAAUACAUCGACACAUUGCGAAAAAAUUUGGAGCAGCUUCAGACCCUCCUAAAUUCCAUUGCG
Messenger RNA from Mesorhabditis spiculigera, 1299 nucleotides. Lineage: Eukaryota; Metazoa; Nematoda; Chromadorea; Rhabditida; Rhabditidae. The record is from the annotation of a GenBank genome assembly.